Messenger RNA from Anopheles nili, 2153 nucleotides. Its product is annotated as acyl-CoA-binding domain-containing protein 5. Gene Ontology annotation, biological process: fatty acid metabolic process. Bases 1 to 1134 code for a protein of 377 amino acids. Gene Ontology annotation, molecular function: fatty-acyl-CoA binding. NCBI's taxonomy places the organism in Eukaryota, Metazoa, Arthropoda, Insecta, Diptera, Culicidae. The transcript is spliced from 4 exons. The record is from RefSeq and is a predicted model, not a curated record.
AUGUCGAUCGAAGAACGUUUUAAUGCGGCGGUUAACGUCAUCCGAGGCCUGCCGAAGAAUGGGCCGUAUCAACCAAGUAAUGAUAUGCUGCUACGAUUCUAUUCGUUCUUCAAACAAGCAAAGAAGGGAAAGUGUUGCGAACGCAAGCCGGCCUUUUGGGAUGUCGUCAAUCGUGCUAAAUGGGAUGCGUGGAACCGGUUAGGAGAUAUGCCGAAGGAGGUGGCUAUGCAGAAAUAUGUCGAUGAAUUGAAAAAGAUAGUCGAAACGAUGUCUUACACCGAUAACGUGGCCAACUUCAUGGAGUACAGUAUGAGCGAUUUGGACAACGUGAGCCUCACUGAUUUAGAGAUGGUGGCACCGGAAGCGAUUAAAAAAGUACGCUCACGUCCAAACUCGCCGUUUGCAUCGCGUGAAGCUAGUCCGACGAGACUCUCUCCGGUCACACCUUCACCACCGCCAAUGAUGCCCUCUGCAGCCGCUCCCCUGGUGAAUGGGCACGUGCAUAAACCCACGGCAAUCAACGGAUACAACCAUAAUAACCACACGCAUCAAAAUGGCGCGAAUCACGUGCACAAUCAGCAUCAUCUAACGAAUGGAAUCGUGUCGUCGACGAUGAGCAACGGUGCUAGCUCAGGACCGUCGGAGUUAAGCGACGAUGAGUACAUUGACACGUACGACGAUGAUUUUGAGAGCGAAACAACUGCCGCAUUCCGUCCUAUCGAGGCUGUUAAUCAUGCACAUUUCUACCAAAGCAGCAUAUCGGGUUCGGCUGCUGGUGGCGCGCCGCUGGUCAACGGCGUUGGUGGUCCGUUCUCGCACGGGUUUGAAGGUGCCGGAUACCCGAGAACCGACGUGGCCGCUCAGAUCGCACGGACAAUCGAACGGCUAAAUACAAGCGUGCAGCAUUUAAGCGGUCGCGUUAGCGUGAUAGAGCAGUCGGUGGCUGAGCUGCGGGAACAACAGCUGCAGCAACAGCAUAAAUUAGCAAAACUCGGUGCUUCCACAGCUCGCCCUUCGCGACCCACCUGGUGGCCUUUUGCAGAGAUAUCCCCGGCUGCGGUAGCAUUCAUUAUUCUUUGGCCCCUGGUGAUAAACCGGAUUACCGGGAGCUGGGCUCAAAGGAAAAAUCGUUGAAAUUGCACCCCAAACCUAACAUGAAAUAGCAUUUUGCUGCGAGUGUGCUCCAGAAUUGCGUGUCGCGUGUCAAUCGCGUUGCUGGAGCAGUAGAACAAAUACAUGGAGUUGUGAAUAGUAAUAGUUAUUUCGCUACGUAUUGCGGGCGGUUUUUUGCUUAGGAUGUAGCGUCUCAAGGGAUUAUACUCACGUUAACUGGGCUUCGACUAAAAAAAAAAUCGUUUGGUGUUUGCCUUUUUUGUAUGGCUGAAAUUCAAGGUUCUGCAUUCACAUUCAAUUUUUGCAACACCCACAACGGAUCACCAAAAAAUAACCUACAACCUACAAACCUAACCGUCAACGUUGUGCCGCGUUGAUUGAAGGCAAUAGAUACUCGUAGCGAGGAGAAAACACUUUUGCAUUCCAUAUUCCAUACCUACCCUGACACGUGAAGUAAUAGCAAACGUUACCUUAACAUUGGGCAUUGCCGAUUAGGGAAGGUACAGUAAUGACAAACGCGUAUUGAGAUUACUCAAUUCUCUUGUUGCCAAUGUCGCAUUAACCAGGGGUACUAGCGACAUGCUGCUAUUGUGUUGAUGAUAAAACACAUCUCUUUCAAUUGUUAACCCGUGGAUGUGGUGGUUUUAUAGGUCGAUAUUUAGACAAUUUUUAAUGGUGCGGAACUUUUUUUGGUUUUUGUUGUUAAAUCUAUCUAUGACUAUAAAUUAUUAUUCUUUGCAUUGUUUCUACUGUUGAUAAUGUUUCAUUUUAUGUAAGGUAUGGUUUUUGUUCGUACAUUGGUUUGGUUGAAGUGUAGCUAAAAGUUGAGGGCAAAAUAAAAUUUUAGUCAUUAAUAAAUUUAGAGAUGCGGAUAACGGGAACGAAAAAAAAAAUAAUAUCUCCAUUCGUCUAUGCGAUAGUGAAUAAUAUCUUUAAAGGCAGCAAGCAGGCUUUUUGCAAUUUGUAAAGUGCUAUUGGUGAAAUCCACACUCAGUAAAACUACAAUCGUUUAUAGGAUUCAAAUAAAGGCAAUAAAAAUA